AGCGCAUGCGCACACCUGGCGGGUGGAGGCGGUCGGGAGAGAAUGGAAAGAUUUGUGCGAGAAAGUGCCCGGGAGCCGGGCGGUGAGGCGCGAGCGCGCAGGCGCGGCCGAGAAGGAGGGGAGGGGCGAAGGGGCACUACGACUCUGGAAUCUCAGCGAGCGCCAGUCACCAUCGCAUCUUCUCUCUGCUGCCAUGGCUGCCUACAAGUUGGUGCUGAUCCGGCACGGCGAGAGUGCUUGGAACCUGGAGAACCGCUUCAGCGGCUGGUAUGACGCCGACCUGAGUCCAGCGGGCCACGAAGAGGCGAAGCGCGGCGGGCAGGCGCUGCGAGAUGCUGGCUAUGAAUUUGACAUCUGCUUCACCUCAGUGCAGAAGAGAGCGAUCCGGACCCUCUGGACAGUACUGGAUGCCAUUGACCAGAUGUGGCUGCCUGUGGUGAGGACUUGGCGCCUCAAUGAGCGGCACUAUGGGGGUCUGACUGGCCUCAAUAAAGCAGAGACUGCAGCCAAGCACGGUGAAGCCCAGGUCAAGAUUUGGCGGCGCUCCUAUGAUGUCCCCCCGCCUCCGAUGGAGCCUGAUCAUCCCUUCUAUAGUAACAUCAGUAAGGAUCGCAGGUAUGCAGAUCUGACUGAAGACCAGCUGCCUUCCUGUGAGAGUCUGAAGGACACUAUUGCUAGAGCUCUGCCCUUCUGGAAUGAAGAAAUAGUUCCCCAGAUUAAGGAGGGGAAACGGGUACUGAUUGCAGCCCAUGGCAACAGCCUUCGGGGCAUUGUCAAGCAUCUGGAGGGUCUCUCUGAAGAGGCUAUCAUGGAGCUGAACCUGCCGACUGGUAUUCCCAUGGUCUACGAAUUGGACAAGAACUUGAAGCCCAUCAAGCCCAUGCAGUUCCUGGGUGAUGAAGAAACUGUUCGUAAAGCCAUGGAAGCUGUGGCUGCCCAGGGCAAGGCGAAGAAGUGAAGGCUAGCAGACAGAAUGCUGCCCAGGGAACACCCUCCUUGCCCUCUCAUUCCUCUACACCUCUCCCCUGCACACUGACCACAUCUGGAAGCAUCAGAAGUGUAGCUACAGACGGGGACCAGUGACUCCCAUUUUAAUCUUAGUCAUUUUUUUUUUUCUGCACCCACUCCCUUCAUACAUUCUAGUCAAAAUAGCACUUCUGGAGCUUGGGUUCUCAGUCUCAGCCAAGGGAAGAUAGCUCUUAUCCAAGAGUUUAGAGGUAGUAACUUGGAUUUUUGCCAGUGCUUUGUUUACUAGGGACCUGCCUGAGUAGGGGCUAGGGAGGAGCCAUGCUAAGGCCUGACCAGUGAGGAAAAGCAAGAGCCUCUUUGCUCCCAGGAACCAUUCUAUACUUGGCUAUAGUCAUUCCAGGGGAAGAUGAAUGUAACCUGCAUGGUGAUGUAAAAAACUGCCGUUUCCUCUCUUGACCCCAGAAGAACUGGCUCCAGAAGGUUGGGAUCAAUCCUGAAUCAUGUUUGUGCUGCAUUUACUUUUAUAAAAAAAAAGAAAUAGAUAUAUAUGCAUAUACAUAUAAUUAAUACACAACAAAAACCCUACUGGGUUUUCUAGUGGCGGUUAAAAUAGUCCCACAUACAGUCAACAGAAGAUCAGGCAUUCCUCACACCAAUGUGGGAUAAACUCCUUGACUUCUAAGGGGUAGGAAUGCAUCUUGCUGUGUAUUUUAGAAUCCUUCCCUGGCCUUGUUUUGCGGCAGUGAAAUGCCUCUUGAUCACAUCCGAGUGUGUCUUUUCACUGAUUUCUGAAUCAUGUUCUAGUUGCUUGGCCCUGCCAUGUGGGUCCAGUACUCAUUUUGAAUAUAACUACUAAUAUUUUCUCCAGGUCAGUAUAAUAAAGGAGUGAUGUGCAAUACUUUCA
This is a messenger RNA of Nycticebus coucang (slow loris), 1873 nucleotides long. RefSeq names its product phosphoglycerate mutase 1 (gene PGAM1). NCBI's taxonomy places the organism in Eukaryota, Metazoa, Chordata, Mammalia, Primates, Lorisidae. The coding region runs from base 194 to 958 and encodes 254 amino acids. The transcript is spliced from 4 exons. The record is from RefSeq and is a predicted model, not a curated record. Gene Ontology annotation, molecular function: intramolecular phosphotransferase activity. Gene Ontology annotation, biological process: glycolytic process.